Molecule: messenger RNA, 8233 nt
Organism: Gastrolobium bilobum
Lineage: Eukaryota; Viridiplantae; Streptophyta; Magnoliopsida; Fabales; Fabaceae
Exons: 7
Coding region: 378-7625 (2415 amino acids)
Source: RefSeq, a predicted model, not a curated record
UUGUUAGCUUGUUUCUUUCUCCUUCUUCUCUGUUCCCGGUUACGUAUUAUAGUAGGGCUUCUCCUAUUAGUCGCGCUCUAAUUUACGCCUCCGCAGGUGACAUUCUUAUCCUACUCCCCCUUCCCAUUCAAACCCUAUUUUUUUCUCACACUAACCCUAAUUAACAAAAAAGAAAAGAAAAGAAAAAAACUAGAUCGAUCUAUCACAGCUGAACCCUUCAUUCAACCUCGCGGGUCGUCGUUUUGAUCAUCGGGGUUAGGGUUAGGGUUAGAAGGUUCGAUCAUCGGCGAAUCGGGAUCAGCGUCUGAAAAAACCAGUGUAAAUCAAAGGGUUAGGGUUUUCAUGCUUUGGCGAUACACACUUGUGGUGCGACUGCGAUGGCAAAUUCCGGCACCAAAUAUGUGUCUGUGAAUCUCAACAAGUCGUAUGGGCAGCAGCACUCCGCCUCCUCUUUCGGAUCCAACCGAACGGCGAGACCCGCCGGCCACAGCGGCGGCGGUGGCGCCGGGGGCAUGGCGGUUUUAUCAAGGCCUCGCAGUUCGCAGAAGGCUGGGCCGAAGCUUUCUGUUCCACCCCCCUUGAACCUGCCUUCGCUGCGGAAAGAGCACGAGCGGUUCGAUUCGUUGGGAUCGGGAAACGGUCCGGCAGGUGGAGCCGGUUCGGGAAGUGGUUCAAGACCGAACUCGUCCGGUCUGGGAUGGACGAAGCCGGCCGCAGCAACAGUGUCGCAAGAGAAAGAAGCGAUUGUGGAUGAUGGAUUGCGGUCCGUUGAUGGGUUUGGCCGUGGCGGAAGAGCAGUUGGAUCGGCGUCUGCGCCUGUUUCGGCGGCAGUGUUAAGAGGAGAGGAUUUUCCUUCCUUGCGGGCCACCUUGGUGUCUUCCUCCUCGGCAGCAUCGGGCUCCGGCUCCGGGGCAGGGCAGAAUCAGAAGAUCCCAGAGAAUUUGAUUCAGAAGCAAAAAAAAUUGGAGGAUGAGAGUGUGUACGUUGAGAAGAAGAAGGAUGAUGUGAAGUCUGUGUUCAGUGUUUCGCGCAGUGGGAAUGUAGUUGGUGAGAAUGGUGGUGAGAAUCGUGGUUUGGUUGGUUCUGGUUCUGGUUCUCGUGCAGCAAACCAAAGCAGUGGUAGGAAGCAGCAGGAAGAGUAUUUCCCUGGUCCUCUGCCUCUGGUUAGGUUGAACCCGAGAUCUGAUUGGGCUGAUGAUGAGCGUGAUACUAGUCAUGGUUUUACGAGCAGAGAGGUGAGGGAUCAUGGAUUUUCAAAGAGUGAAGCUUAUUGGGAUUUGGAUAUGCCCAGGGUUGGCAUUUUGCCCCAUAAGCAGCAUGGUCAUGGUUUUGAAAAGAGGGGACAGCUGCGGGGCAAUGAAGCUGGUAAGGUUUCUUCCAGUGAAGUUUCUAAACUGAACCCUUAUGAUAGAGAGGGGCUGAGGGAAGGAAAUUCUUGGAGGAGUUCGUCUUUUUCUAAGGAUGCAGGAAAUGAGAGAAACGGUGUUGGUGCAAGGCCAUCCAAUGUGCAUAGAGAUGUGGGGAAGGAUAACAAAUAUAUGCCGUCCCCCUUCAGAGACAAUGUUCAUGAUGAUUCUGGAAAGAGGAAUUAUGGUCAGGGUGGGAAACAGCCUUGGAGUAACAUGAUGGAAUCUAACAGUAACCGAGGGCCUGAAAGAAAUAAUGCAUGGGAUCGUCAUGUUGGUAGUGAACAACACAACAGAAAUAGAGUUGAUUCUGUCCAGAGCUCUGUGUCAAAAUCUUCAUUUUCUGUAGGUGGUAAAGGGCUUCCUGUUAAUGAUCCCCUGCUUAAUUUUGGUAGGGAAAAACGUACUUUACCAAAGAGUGAGAAGGCUUUCUUGGAGGAUCCAUUUAUGAAAGAUUUUGGAGGUUCUGGUUUUGAUGGAAGGGAUCUUCUUGUUGGGGUGGUCAAGAAGAAGAAGGAUAUACUCAAGCAAACCAAUUUCCAUGAUCCUGUUAGAGAAUCGUUUGAGGCUGAGCUUGAAAGAGUUCAGAGGAUGCAAGAACAGGAGCGCCAACGAAUCAUUGAGGAGCAAGAAAGGGCAUUGGAGUUAGCUCGUAGAGAAGAAGAGGAAAGAUUAAGGCAAGCUAGAGAACAGGAAGAGAGGCAGAGGAGGUUGGAAGAAGAAGCAAGAGAGGCAGCUUGGAGAGCAGAACAAGAAAGGAUUGAAGCUUUGCGGAAGGCUGAGGAGCAGAGGUUAGCAAGGGAAGAAGAGAAACAAAGGAUCAUUUUAGAAGAAGAGAGGAGGAAACAAGCUGCUAAGCAAAAACUUUUAGAACUGGAGCAAAGGAUUGCUAGAAGGCGGGCUGAAUCAGCUGAAGGUGGCAAUAAUGUUCCAGUUGUUGUGGAUGAGAAAAUGCCUGGGAUAGUGAAUGACAAAGAUGCAUCCAGGGCUACAGAUGUGGGUGAUUGGGAGGAUAGUGAAAGAAUGGUUGACAGGAUAUUGACUUCGGCAUCUUCUGAUUCAUCAAGUGUGAAUAGGCCAUUGGAGACAGGCUCUAGGUCUCAUUUCUCUAGAGAUUUUUCUUCUGCCUUUGUGGAUAGAGGAAAACCAGUCAAUUCAUGGAGAAGAGAUGGAUAUGAGAAUUGGAGCAGCUCGGCAUUCUAUCCACAAGACCAGGAGAAUAGUCGCAACAGUCCCCGUAGAGAUUCAUCAAUUGGUGGAAGACCAUUUAUGAGGAAAGAUAAUGGCAGUACUGGAUUUAUGUCUUCAAGGACUUAUUAUAAAGGAGGGAUUUCAGAGUCUCAUUUGGAUGAAUAUGCUCAUGUGAAAGCACAGAGGUGGAAUCAAUCUGCAGAUGGAGAUAAUCUUAGUAGAAAUACAGAGAUUGAUUCUGAUUUUCAUGAAAAUUUUGUUGAUGGUUGGACACAGAGCCCUUAUCGUGGUAAUCCAUUUCCUCACUUCCCGGAGCGGACUUAUUCAAAUUCUGAAUCAGAUGGACCAUAUGCUAUGGGGAGGUCACGGUAUUCUGUCAGGCAACCUCGGGUUUUUCCUCCUCCUUCACUAGCUUCUGUUCACAGAAUUUACAGGAAUGGAAAUGAACAUCCCGGCCCUUCUGCUCUCCUAGAAAAUGAGAUACGGUAUAAUCAGGCAACAAGGAGUGACUCUACCCUGCCAACUGGUUAUGACCAUGGGAAUCUUGGACAACCUGAAGCAGUGGAUGCCCUGCAAGAGACUACUGAAAAUGAUGACCAUAAAGGCGAGACCACACCCAGGUGUGAUUCUCAGUCCUCUCUCUCUGUUUCAAGUCCCCCUAGCUCUCCAACACAUCUCUCUCACGAUGACUUAGAUGACUCUGGAGAUUCUCCUGUGGUAUUGACUUCUAAAGAAAGCAAAAACGGCCCCCUCUCAGCUCCAGAUAAUGAAUCAUUUGCAACACCUGCCAGAGCUGGAAAUGAGAAUGUAGUUACUUCAUGUGCUGUCUCUAGUGGCGAUGAUGAUGAAUGGACUACUGAGAAUAAUGAGCAGUUCCAGGAACAAGAAGAAUAUGAUGAAGAUGAUGAUUAUCAGGAAGAAGAUGAAGUGCAUGAAGGAGAUGAUAAUGCCGACCUCAACCAGGACUUUGAAGAUAUGCAUUUGCAGGAGAAAGGAUUGCCUCACUUGAUGGAUAACCUAGUAUUAGGAUUUGAUGAGGGUGUUCAGGUUGGGAUGCCCAAUGAGGAGUUUGAAAGGAUUUCGAAAAAUGAAGAAACUGCACUUUUGCCACAACAGGCUUCUGGCAUCACUCUAGAAGAACAUGUAUCCUUUGACAAUGCAUGCAGCGAUGGCAAAGCCGUCCGACCUGUUGAUGAUACCUCUCAGGUGAAUCUUAAUAAUUCUUCUAGUGUGUUCAAUGAUUCAGAGAAGUCAACUCAAGAUUUGGUCGUUCACCCUAGUAUUGCUCAUUCAUCUGCGGCAUCUGAGAAUUUAGGUAAUGUGGAAGCUUCUAAUGGCCUGUCCACCCAUCAUAGUACACCAAUUUCAGUUACUAUUACCCCUAACUACUCAUCUUCAGGUCAAUCUGUUACGUCUAAUGUAUCUGCUGCUCCAAAUCAAGCUGAGUUACCCAUUAAGCUUCAAUUUGGUCUUUUUUCUGGUCCAUCCUUGAUACCAUCACCGGUACCAGCCAUACAGAUUGGUUCUAUACAGAUGCCACUGCAUCUGCAUCCACAGGUUGGGGCACCCCUCUCUCACAUGCACCCAUCGCAGCCUCCUUUGUUUCAAUUUGGCCAGCUAAGGUAUACAUCUCCCAUAUCCCAGGGGAUAGUACCUCUGGGUCCUCAAUCAAUGUCGUUUGUUCAGCCUAAUAUUCCAUCCGGUUACUCUUUUAAUCAUAACCCUGGAGGUCGAAUGCCAGUUCAUACUGGUCCAGAAAUUUCUGAUUCCUUUACCAAAAAGGAGAUAAGGCAUCAUGCUAUUGACAGCCAAACAGGUAAUUCAAGAAACUUAUCACAAGUUUCACUGCCAAAUGAGGAUGCAGAAAACAGAGCUGGAAUAAAGCAGGGUCAAAUUGAGGCUCCCCAUGAUGUUAAUAAUAGCACUAGGACUGCUACAAGUUUCCAAUUGGACAAGCAGGGGCGCCAAAAUGUAGUUGGAAAGAGCACCAAUACUUCAUUCAAUGGUAAAGAAGCAGAAGUUCGGCCUCUUACUAGAGAUGCACCGCUUCAUUCAGUUUCAAAAGAGAAAGAGUUUGUGGAGUCAAAAGCACAAUUUCCUGUAUCUGGUGGCAGAGGAAAGAGAUAUGUCUUUACAGUAAAAACUUCAAACUCAAAAUCAUCAGGUCCAGCUCCAAGGGUGAAUCGUGCAGACUCCGGAGGAUUUGCAAGGAGGCCUCGUCGGAAUGUACAACGCACUGAGUUUCGAGUUCGGGAAAGUUCUGAGAAGAGGCAGUCUUCUAGUUCGGUUUUGACUGAUCAGUUUGGGUUGGAUAAUAAGUCAAAUAUCAAUGGCAGGGGAACAGGCAUAUCUGGAAGGAAUGGACCUAGGAAGGCUUUGGCCAAUAAAUUUGGGAAACAGACAGUAGAAUCAGCUACAGAAAAUUCUCAGGGAAUAGAUUCUGGAAGCAGAACUGCUGAGAAGGUUGAUGGAAAAGAACCAACAAAGACUCAGAGCAUUUCACAUUCUGGACAGAGUAAUCUCAAAAGGAACUUGUGUUCUGAGGAAGAUGUUGAUGCUCCAUUGCAAAGUGGAAUUAUCCGUGUGUUUGGGCAACCUGGAAUUGAAGCUCCUAGUGAUGAAGAUGACUUUAUAGAGGUCAGGUCAAAGAGGCAAAUGCUAAAUGAUCGACGGGAACAAAGGGAGAAAGAAAUCAAGGCCAAGUCUCGGGUUUCAAAGGUGCCACGGAAACUGCGCUCCACUUUGCAGAGUGCUGUGUCCAUGGUCAAUUCUAGCAAAGGAACCAUAUCUACAGAAGUGCCAAACAGUGUCCGCACUGAUUUUGUUGCGGCUGGGGGACGGGGAAUGGCAAAGAUUGAUGCGUCAUCUGGAUUUAAUUCAAGCAUAUUAUCCCAAGCAUUACCUCCUAUUGGCACGCCUCCUUUGAAAAUUGAUGCCCAGCCUGAUUUUAGAUCACAGAUAAGCAGGUCGCUUCAGACAACCCUCCCGGCAGUUUCUAAUGGUGAAAAAGACCCUGGGUCUGGUUUGAUAUUUGAAAGCAAGAACAAGGUUCCUGAUAAUGUUCAGACAUCUUUGGGCUCUUGGAAUGCGCAAAUCAGUCAACAGGUCAUGGCGCUUACCCAGACACAACUUGAUGAGGCCAUGAAGCCUCAACAGUUUGAUUCACAGGCUUCUGCUGGCAAUAUGAUAGGAGCUGUUAGUGAACCCAGCUUGCCAACAUCAUCCAUUUUGACAAAGGAGAAAGCAUUUCCGUCUGCUGCCAGCCCAAUUAAUUCCUUGCUUGCUGGAGAGAAAAUUCAAUUUGGGGCAGUAACAUCUCCGACUGUUCUUCCUCCUAGCAGCCGUGCUGUGUCUCAUGGCAUAGGGCCCUCUCGAUCAUCUAGAUCAGAUAUGCAAAUGUCCCACAACCUUGCUGGAUCUGAUAAUGAUUGCAGUCUUUUCUUUGAUAAAGAGAAACAUGGUAAUGGUAAUGAAUCUCAUGGCCAUAUAGAAGAUUGUGAUGCAGAAGCUGAAGCCGAAGCAGCUGCUUCAGCUGUUGCUGUUGCUGCCAUUAGUAGUGAUGAAAUUGUUGGAAAUGUGUUGGGUACUUGUUCUGUCUCAGUAUCAGAUGGUAAAAGUUAUGUGGCUGCAGAUAUUAAUAGGGUUGUAGCAGGAGUGGGUUGUGAGCAGCAAUCAGCUAGUCAAUCUAGAUCUGAGGAGCCUCUUAGUGUAUCUCUUCCGGCAGACUUAUCUGUUGAGACCCCACCAAUUUCCUUGUGGCCUCCCGUACCUAUUACGCAAAAUUCUUCAGGCCAAAUGAUCUCGCAUUUUCCAUCAGUCCCUCCUCAUUUUCCUUCCGGCCACCCUCCUCAUUUUCCUUUCUAUGAAAUGAAUCCUAUGAUGGGUGGUCCUAUCUUUGCAUUUGGACCACAUGAUGAGUCUCCAUCUACAGCACAGUCACAGCCUCAAAAAGGCACUUCAUCGGCAUCAGGGCCAAUUGGGAGCUGGCAACAGUGCCAUUCUGGUGUGGAAUCUUUUUAUGGUCCUCCAACAGGAUUUACUGGGCCUUUUAUUGCUCCUCCUGGAGGCAUCCCAGGAGUCCAGGGGCCACCGCAUAUGGUUGUUUAUAACCAUUUUGCACCUGUUGGACAAUUUGGUCAAGUUGGUUUGAGUUUCAUGGGCACCACUUAUAUCCCCUCUGGAAAGCAGCCUGAUUGGAAACACAUCCCUACAUCUUCUGCCAUGGGGGCUGGCGAAGCGGAUAUGAACAAUUUGAAUAUGGCAUCUGCACAGCGGAAUCCUGCGAACAUGCCUUCUUCAAUUCAACAUCUUGCUCCUGGUUCGCCACUUCUACCGAUGGCUUCUCCUAUGGCUAUGUUUGAUGUUUCUCCUUUCCAGCCCUCUACUGAGAUGUCAGUACAAACACGAUGGCCACAUGUUCCUAAUUCACCACUUUCAUCCAUUCCUUUGUCAAUGCCAUUGCAGAAACAAGAAGGGAUUCACACUUCUCAAUUCAGCCAUGACCAGCCAUUAAAUGUCAAAAGGUUUAACAGUUCUCGAACUCCAUCAUCUUCUGACGGUGAUGGGAAUUUUCCAAGAGCAGCUGAUGUAAAUGUCAACCAAUUCCCUGAUGAACUUGGGUUAGUGGACACUUCAAACUCCGCUGCUGCCAAGACUUCAGCACAGAGUGUUGUCAACAAAACUCCAUCCGUGAUCAACAUUACGGAUGCUGCCAAGGCUGAUGUUCAGAAUGGCAAUAGCAGCAAUAGUAAUAACCAGAAUGCAAAUUCUGCUUUUAAGGGUCAGCACUCACAACAAAUUAAUAUUUCUACGCAGCAAUAUGACCAUUCCUCAGGACAUACUAAUAAUUAUCAGAGAGGAGGUGGUGUUUCUCAGAGAAAUAGUUCUGGGGGUGAAUGGUCCCACCGUAGAAUGGGGUACCAAGGAAGAAACCAAUCUCUGGGUGCAGACAAGAGCUUUUCAUCGUCCAAGGUCAAGCAAAUUUAUGUGGCUAAACAGACUAAUAGUGGGGCAUCAACUGUGUCGUGAGGGGCUGCAAAUAUCUGCUGGAUUUCAAAAGGCUCGGAAGGCCUUACUGGCAGAAAUAAAAUUUUUGAUUGGCUUCUCCUUGGGCGUAGGGCAAGUUGAGUGUUGGGUUGAGAUUUUUGCUGGCUACAAAAGAUUCUAUAUGUCGGUCUUCCUGAUUAAGGCUGCGGAAGGGACUGAUAACACUUUUGUUGUAUUCAUCUGGUUACCUGGGAUAUUAUUAUUUAGAAUGCUAGUGCGGCUUGAUGGGCACUAUGUCAUUUUGCAAUGGUGUUUAAAUCAAGCUUGGUUGUUCUUCCUUUUGUUUUCUUUUGGCGGCAUAAAACCUGGCACAUUAUUUAUUGGGGUUUUGUGUAUCGAAAUCAUCAUUGUCCUCGUAUAUUCUUUCCAUUAUUAUAAGGGAAGUAUCAGUUUUGAUAAAUGUUAAUUUGGGUUUCAAGUGCUCUUGAACUCUUUCGUCAGAGCGACGAGACCAAAGUAGAGUUGAUCAUGGGUUGGGUUUCGGUUUUAAUUUUAUUAAUUUUUAAAGGGCUGUAGGGCACACAGCCUUGCAAAUUUAUGUUUGAAGUUUAAGUGUGAAUCUGUGCCUUUGCAAAUUGCUAACCUCGGCC